Scomber japonicus (chub mackerel) is the source of this 1125-nucleotide messenger RNA. Its product is annotated as tripartite motif-containing protein 14-like. Gene Ontology annotation, molecular function: protein binding. Bases 1 to 1125 code for a protein of 374 amino acids. The record is from RefSeq and is a predicted model, not a curated record. Lineage: Eukaryota; Metazoa; Chordata; Actinopteri; Scombriformes; Scombridae. The transcript has 6 exons.
AUGGGAGUUCACACAUCCAGUCUACAUGUGCUUUGUGGACUUGGAGAAGGCUUAGGACCGUGUCCCUCGUGGGACCUUGUGGGAGGUGUUGUGGGAGUUUGGGGUGAAGUCCUCCAACAGGCUCUGCGAAGGUUUUCAGCUGAAUGUGAAGCGGUCAGGAUUAGAGUCAGCACCUCUAAAUCUGAGGCCAUGGUGUUCUGCUGGAAAAUGGUGGACUGCCCCCUCAGACUAAGUGGCUGUGACCUCUCAGAGAGAAGCUGUGCAGCUCUGUCCUCAGUUCUCAGCUCCCAGUCCUCUAGUCUGAGAGAUCUGGACCUGAGUAACAACAACCUGCAGGAUUCAGGAGUGAAGCAGCUUUCUACUGGACUGGAGAGUCCUCACUGCGGACUGGAAACUCUCAGUCUGUCAGGAUGUCUGAUCACAGAGGAAGGCUGUGCUUCUCUAGCCUCAGCUCUGAGUGCCAACCCCUCCCAUCUGAGAGAGCUGGACCUGAGCUAUAAUCAUCCAGGAGACUCAGGAGAGAAGCUUCUGUCUGCUGGACUGGAGGAUCCACACUGGAGACCAAACACAAUGUACACAAAACUCAAACUGUCUGAUAACAACAGGACUGUGACAGAUGUGAAGGAGCAUCAGUCAUAUCCUGAUCAUCCAGACAGAUUUGAUGUCUGGCCUCAGCUGCUGUGCAGAAAUGAUCUGACUGGUCGCUGUUACUGGGAGGUCGAGUGGAGAGGAAGAGUUUAUAUAUCAGUGAGUUACAGAAGAAUCAGCAGGAAAGGAAAGAGUUCUGACUGUGUGUUUGGAUAUAAUGAUCAGUCCUGGAGUCUGAGCUGCUCUGAUGGUCGUUACUCUGUCUGGCACAAUAAGAGAAAAACAAACAUCCCCACCUCCUCCUCCUCCUCCUCCUCCUCCUCCUCCUCCUCCUCUGUCUCUAACAGAGUAGCAGUGUAUGUGGACUGUCCUGCUGGCACUCUGUCCUUCUACAGAGUCUCCUCUGUCAAACUGAUCCACCUCCACACCUUCAACACCACAUUCACUGAACCUCUGUAUGCUGGGUUCGCAGUCUGGUCUGGUUCCUCUGUAGGAGGGGAGGGUCUCUCCGUGUCCUCUGCUCCAAAGUCUCUGUGA